AUGCGACUUUUAUUUAAACUCAAAUCAGCAUCGGAUGCCCUACCGCCUCAGUAUGGUUUAAAAACAUAUUUUGCUGUGCAAAAAUUCGCUUUCAAUUGCAUGGGUAUCGAUGUGACAUCACAGAAUAUAACUAUAUUUAAUCCGCUAUUAAACUGGAUCCCCAUGGCUUUACUAAUAACUCUUUGCGUAUUUAUGUUCAUUUAUGCUGCUGAAUAUCGUCAUGACAUGGAAUUGAUGACCGAUAUAUUGGCACCAUUUUGGCAAGCGGUUUUGGCUUUAAUAAAAAUGUGGGUUUUUGUAUGGAAUAAGAAGAGAGUUGUUAAACUAGUGCGUCAUAUAUGGUUGUGGAAUUUAGAAGGUAGCGAUGAUGAGUUGGAUAUCAUAAUAGACGAAAAUCGUAAAGAUUAUUUUUAUUCUCAAUUAUUUUUUCGCUUUGUUAUGGCCACUGUGGUAAUGGCGUUUUUGUCACCUGUUUUAGUGGCUUUUUUCUAUUAUUUAAAGGGUCAAGGUUUUAUGGACAAUCUCGAUCCGCCAUUAAAGGCAGCAUAUUACAUUGCCAUGGAUCCAAAAUCAUACAAUGGUUAUCUUGUAAUCUAUAUUUGGAAUAUAAUAUCAGUUUGUUAUAUUGCUAAUGGUGCAAUAGCAAAUGAUACACUUUUUUCCUGGAUUGCCCAUAAUGUUUCGGCACAAUUUCGCAUUUUAAAUUUGCGUUUCAAAAAGACAGCAGAUUCUUUAACUAAACCGAAUAGUGAUGAACGUGAAUUCAUUAGAUCUAUUAUUCAACACAUUAAAUAUCAUCAUCGUGUUAUAGAAUUAGCCAAUAACUUCAAUGAUGUAUUCAUGGUGACGGUGUUCUUUAAAUAUACCAUUAGCUUUUUACAAAUCGCCUGUUUGAUAUUUACAAUUGCUCGUGGUGGUGAAUUGGCAACAUUGGUAUUUCAUACAUUGUUUUUAACAGCAGUUUCCAUACAGCUGAUGAUGUAUUGUCUUGGGGGCCAGAAGAUAAUUGAUGGUAGUACCUCCGUGGCAGUCUCCAUUUAUGAGUAUUUUCACUGGCACGAUAUGAGCAUCAAAUCUAAAAAGUUAUUGAUUUUAUCCAUGAUGAGAGCCCAAAAACCUUGUAUUCUAACCGGUGUUUUCUUUGUGGCCGAUUUGCCAUUAUUUUUAUGGGUUUUAAAAACAUCUGGUUCUAUGUUUACCAUGCUGAAAUCCAUGGAAGUUUAA
Molecule: messenger RNA, 1224 nt
Organism: Lucilia cuprina (Australian sheep blowfly)
Lineage: Eukaryota; Metazoa; Arthropoda; Insecta; Diptera; Calliphoridae
Product: odorant receptor 45a-like
Exons: 5
Coding region: 1-1224 (407 amino acids)
Biological process (GO): sensory perception of smell; detection of chemical stimulus involved in sensory perception of smell
Cellular component (GO): plasma membrane
Molecular function (GO): odorant binding; olfactory receptor activity
Source: RefSeq, a predicted model, not a curated record